Urocitellus parryii (Arctic ground squirrel) is the source of this 627-nucleotide messenger RNA. RefSeq names its product dolichyl-phosphate mannosyltransferase subunit 3, regulatory (gene Dpm3). Gene Ontology annotation, biological process: GPI anchor biosynthetic process. Gene Ontology annotation, cellular component: endoplasmic reticulum membrane; dolichol-phosphate-mannose synthase complex. The record is from RefSeq and is a predicted model, not a curated record. Lineage: Eukaryota; Metazoa; Chordata; Mammalia; Rodentia; Sciuridae.
ACUCCCGGAAGCUGAUGGCGGCCGGGACCGCACGGACAGCUGGACGAAGGCGAGAGUGACCAUGACGAAACUAGCUCAAUGGCUUUGGGCAUUGGCGCUCCUGGGCUCGGCUUGGGCGGCCCUGACCAUGGGAGCUCUGGGCCUGGACCUGCCCUCGCCCUGCCGGGAAGUCCUGUGGCCAUUGCCCGCCUACUUGCUGGUGUCCGCAGGCUGCUAUGCUCUGGGCACUGUGGGGUAUCGCGUGGCCACUUUUCACGACUGCGAGGAUGCCGCCCGUGAGCUGCAGAGCCAGAUUCAGGAGGCCCGAGCUGAUUUAGCCCGCAGGGGGCUACGCUUCUGACACUCUAACCCCAUUCCCGCCUGGACAACCCUCCCUCACAUUCCCCAUUAAAGACCAAAUUUAUUUUUUAACUCUUGUUUAGUUUGAGUAUGCAGAAUGGGAAUUGCGGAUGCUGUAUACCAGUGGUCGUGAGAAGAUGCCUUUCCUGAGGCCAUCUCAGCCUUUACUUUUGCAUCUGGUUGGUGUUCCCCAGUUUUGCUCAAAAAGAGGCAAAACCCAGAGCUGGGUUGUAGCUCAGUGGUAGAGCGCUUGCUAUCCUCAGCUCCACGUAAAAAUAAAUAAAUAAA